UAGUUAGAUGCAAGUAAUAGGCAAUUGGGAACUGAGUGGCUACGAGGCUCACCACUUACAACAUACAUCUACAGGUUGAACACAACGCAUUAUCGACUCUUCCUUUCUAUUAUAUGGGGACGUAUCUAGAUGUUCAGAUUACGCGUGUAUAUCCUCACCCCAGUUAACGUAUAACAUUAGAAAGGGGCUACCUAGUCAUUUAAGAGGACUACUCAUAUGAACCCAGAUUCAUUAUAAGUGGUAACCCUCACAAUGGCAGCUGACGAGAACGACCUAGAGGCGUUAGGGGAAGAGAACAAUGUUCCUCGGGAAUCUAGUUUCCAAGGACGUCUUCAAUUGAAGAACUUCAUGUUCAAAGGAGCAACCAAUGGCUCCUCGUCUUUGGAACCAAGACGGAGUCAACGGCUGUUGACGCCUCAGCCAGCCGUCCCUGGAACCCAACGCUCGUCACCUUCUAAGUCCAAGAAGCGCAAGACGCAAAUACAAUCCCCCGAACCAGAGAACCCCAGAACUAGCCGUAGAAAAACCACCACGCCCACAUCCACAUCCACCCCCUCCUCCCCAUCCCCCAAAAAGAAACGCUCCCGCAAAUCCACCUCCUACGCCCCUCCCUCAACCUACGCGCACCUGCCCCACCUCCCCGACGCCAUCGCGUCAAACCUGCUCAUCUUAACCAUCGGCCUGAACCCAGGCUUGCAGACGGCGCGCACGGGGCACGCGUACGCGCACCCGUCGAACCUGUACUGGAAGCUGCUAUACAGCUCCGGCAUAACACCCGUGCCCUGCACCGCGCAGGAGGACCAGACGAUGCCGGCGCGCUUUUCUUUAGGCCACACCAACAUCGUGGCGCGGCCCUCGCGCAACGGCGCCGAGCUGAGCAAGGCCGAGAUGGACGAGGGCGUCUCGAUCCUGGAGGACAAGUGCCGCCGGUGGCGGCCCGAGGUCGCGUGCGUGGUCGGCAAGAGCAUAUGGGAGAGCGUGUUCCGCGUCCGGCACGGACGGUCGUUGAGGAAGGAGGAGUUUGCGUACGGCUGGCAGGAGGAGAGGAUGGGUGUUAUUGCGGCGGGGGAUGGCGAGGAGGGCUGGGAGGGGUCGAGGGUUUUCGUGGCGACGAGUACGAGUGGGCUUGCUGCGACGCUGAGGCCAGAGGAGAAGGAGCGGAUUUGGAAGAUUUUGGGAGACUGGUGCGUGCAGAGAAGGAAGGAGAGGCAGGAGGAGGCUGUUGCUGAUUCUAAGGAAGUUGAAGAACUGGAAGAGACGUGAUAGAGGACUGUUUCUCCGUCUAUUCUAUCAUUGCCGUUGAUGGAGAUCGAUGAUAAAGAACGAUGCUUUACUGAUUUUUAUGCGAGAUACCCUCAGCUACUAAGUGCACAUACAUAGCAGUGGCCUGCUUUAGCUGAAUGCUACUACAGAUCAUCUCGGAAUAGACAAGACACAUGCGAUAUGGUAAAGAACAUUUUUAUUAUAAUUCAGAGUACUCGGUGGAAGCUUCUUUCGUCCUGC
Messenger RNA from Annulohypoxylon truncatum, 1503 nucleotides. Its product is annotated as DNA glycosylase. Lineage: Eukaryota; Fungi; Ascomycota; Sordariomycetes; Xylariales; Hypoxylaceae. The record is from RefSeq and is a predicted model, not a curated record. Gene Ontology annotation, biological process: base-excision repair, AP site formation. Gene Ontology annotation, molecular function: mismatch base pair DNA N-glycosylase activity. The coding region runs from base 253 to 1263 and encodes 336 amino acids. The transcript has 2 exons.